GGAGGGGCGUAGGGCUCUGCGACGCGCAGCGCGCUAGGACGGUGGCACGAGGUGUGUGGCGCUGGCCGCGUGGCCUUACAACCCUCGCUAUCACUACCACCCAGUGCAUGUGGGUGCUGAAGCCCGCAGGGAUACAAGGGCGCCAGGGGCUGCCUGCAAAGUCUAUGCUGGCGGAGGUGGCCGUGACGGGAAGUCCUGACUUUGGGCCUCCCGGAUCCCCACGGUCCAUUCCCAGAAACCCUCGCGCCUAGGAGUCUUUCUUCAAAGGAGUUGGGCCAGGGCGCCCAAGCGUGCGGGCCACCCCGCUUUGCAGGGCUCUCCCUGAAGCCCUGCUUUCUCCGCCAACACCGAUUCCCUUGCUUCUGGAUGGGGAGGUGAAGCACUCAGCCGUUGGCCCACCUGCGCAUCUUUGCUCAGCCUCCUGACUCAACGCUGAACAUUGAGAGGAAGCAAGGCAGGCUGGACAGAGGACAAGCACAGAGAAGGCAACAGGAGCAAAGUCUACCGAAAAGCUAUUUCAAGUUGGGUCUGGAGGCAAGGCCAGGCGAUCGUGGAUUGAGAAGCUUCCCCAGGGCCCUUGCAACAGCUGCCAUCCUCCAUCCACAUCUCUCUCACUGGGAUGGGAAUUUUUUUUUUUUUUUUGAGACGGAGUCUCGCUCUGUCGCCCAGGCUGGAGUGCAGUGGCUCUAUCUACAACCUCUGCCUCCCAGGUUCAAGCGAUUCUCCCACCUCAGCCUCCUGAGUAGCUGAGAUUACAGGCGCCUGCCACCAUGCCCGGCUAAUUUUCGUAUUUUUGUAGAGACGGGGAGUCACCAUGUUGGCCAGGCUGGUCUCAAACUCCUAACCUCAGGUGAUCCACCCGCCUCGGCCUCCCAAAGUGCUGGGAUUACAGGCGUGAGCCACCCCGCCCAGCCAAGCCCGCCUUCUCUUAAUUUACCUUUUCAUUCUUCUUUCCUGAUAGUUUUGACGUGAACUGUUCGGACCCUCAGUGCUACCUGAUAGAAAACUGCAUUCCAGGAAAGGAACACAGCUGUGCAGAGUCUGAUCUGUGAAAACCUAGAAGGUUUGUUAAGACUCUUGCCAACAUGUGCUCUCCUGCCAGUCCCAAAAUCCUAUACAGGAACCCCCGGUUCCUCAGGUUAGCUUUUCUGCAGCUUCAUCACCAGCAGCAGAGUGAUGUGUUCUGUGAUGUCCUUCUGCAGGCAGAAGGUGAGGCAGUUCCAGCUCACUGCUGCAUCCUGUCAGCUUGUAGCCCCUUCUUCACAGAGCGCCUGGAGCGGGAGAGGCCAGCUCAGGGUGGGAAGGUGGUGCUAGAGCUGGGUGGCCUGAAGAUCAGCACACUUAGGAAGCUGGUGGACUUCUUGUAUACCUCAGAAAUGGAAGUAUCUCAAGAAGAAGCCCAGGAUGUGCUAUCUGCUGCCCGUCAGCUCCGUGUGUCUGAGCUGGAAUCCCUUCAGCUUGAGGGUGGAAAGUUGGUGAAGGCCCCACAGGGCCGAAGGCUGAACCGAGAGUGCUUACAACCAACAAGUGCUGCACCAAUCUCUGCCAGAGUGGUGACACCCAGCCACCACCCUCACACCCCACUGCCCACUAAUCAAACUCCUUGUCCUCUUGGGGCAAUAAGAUUGAAGUCCUUGGGGAAGGAAGAGGGGCCCCAGGAAAACAACCGACAGAAUGCAGACAAUUUGUCUGGCACUCUUCUGCUCAAGAGGAAGGCCAGAGCCUGCCCAACUCCACAAGAAAAAAACUCUUCACCAUCAAGCCAUAGUCAAGAGCCUAGAGAGAACAAGAAUGACACUGCCCUUGAUCCUACAGUGCUCUCCCCACCCAGCUUGUACCCCUCUGUGGACAAACACCUGUUGCCCAGAAAGAUCAGGCUCAGUCGCUCAAAGCCAUCUCCUGGUAUCUGUACAUCAAAGCCUUCCAGCAUUUUAAGUGGAUCUAGCUCAGUGCCUGCAACCCCUGGCCGGCGUCUUUGGCGGCAGAGGAGUGUAAAUAAAGAAACACCAGAGGACAAGCCAAAACCAGGCAGAGCUAGUCCUCUGCAGAGCACCCCAAACCCAUCUGGUCUGGGAAAGACAGGUGGGAGCAGGAAGCGGAGCCCUGAAGUCAGGGCACCUAACUCAGACUCUGCAGAGGAGGGGCAGGUUGGGAGAGUUAAACUUAGGAAGAUUGUCAAUGGGACUUGCUGGGAAGUGGUACAAGAGACUCCUCUCAAAAACACUCAAGAUAGCCCCCAGAUCCCAGAUCCCGGAGGAGACUUCCAAGAGCCUUCAGGAACUCAGCCAUUCUCCAGUAAUGAGCAGGAAAUGUCACCUACUAGAACAGAACUGUGUCAGGACUCCCCCAUGUGCACUAAGCUACAAGACAUUCUGGUCUCUGCUAGCCACUCCCCAGACCACCCAGUGGUGAAGUCAGAGUUUGAGUCCAGUCCAGAACUGGUAGAGAAGGAACCUAUGUUGGCUAUUGACUGCAGAGAACCCUAUGCAUUUGACACAGCUCUGCUGGAGCAGCCCUGUGAGGCUGAGGAGUACCGAAUCACAAGUGCUGCUGCCACCAGUGAGCUGGAGGAGAUCCUGGACUUCAUGCUCUGUGGCUCAGACAUUGAACCACCUAUAGGGUCUCUGGAGAGUCCAGGGGCUGAGGGCUGCAGAACGCCUACCUACCAUCUGACAGAAACAGGAAAGAACUGGAUUGAAGGGGAAGAAUGGUGUCUACCAGACAUGGAACUCUGGCCCAGGGAGCUCACAGAAUUGGAAAAGGAACCUGCUGGUGAGAACAGAGGGCCAACUGAGCUCCUUAGCCCCCUUGUCAUGCCCUCUGAGGUGAGUGAAGUGCUUUCAGUAGGAGGCCGUUGGACACCAGACCUUGAAAUUACCAGCUCCCAGCCACUGGAUGGUCAGGAAGACAAACUUCUCCAUGUCAGCUCCCUUGAUACUCCCCAGAGGUCUUAUGGGGACCUCUCACCUCCCUGCUCAAACUGGGUGGAGACUGGGCUGGAAGUCUCCUUGACUACAGAUGAGUUAUUAUACCCUUCUCCCAAGGCAGGCAAGGAGGUAUCUGGUCACUCUGAACUACUAGGCUCACUUCCUGCCAGCUCUGAAGAGGAAGAGAUUGAUGUGGUGGACUGGACAGCAGAGGGGAGGCUGGUACCCACUACUGUUCCCUCCGUGUGGCCUGACCCUUCCUCAGAGUCAGAAACAGAGGUAGAUAUACUAACAUAGUGGAGAGGGGAGGGCAGGUUAGGGGCCUUGGGAGGGUGGGAAAUGUUAGCUAGCAAAAGGCUUACUGGCAGAGAAGCUGGCACGUGCCCUCAGCACAAGAGGCAGGUGUACCCUGGCUCUUUGUAGGUCCCUUCCUCCCUUCCCUAAGCCUCAGAAGCCAGGCAGAAGCCAAGGGUACCAUAGAUAGAAAAUUAUGAACUUGUACCAUCUUAUUUGUAAUCUAUUUUCCGGUUAGUGACAACUGAAACAAACUGUGUGCUCCCCAAUUCUGGUGGGUCAUAGGUAACAGCCAAGGCCAGAUCUCUCAGGUCAUAAGGCAUCCAGUCACUGGUAAUUUAGGAAAAGCUGAGAAAGAACACCCUCCUCUGUGGUGGGGUAUUGUUUAAGAAAAUGUUCCAGAGGAAGGUGUGAAGCAGUGUUGGGUGGAAUACUAAGUGGGUGGGAGUGAUGGAUGCUGUCCAGCACCCAACGUGGGGCUUAUUCACUGCCAGUAUUAGGAAGUCUAGCUAAAACCUCUGCAGGGGCCAAGAAGAUGUACUUCCAUCAUUACUUCCAAAAAGUAAGUUGAAAAAGAUACAGUUGCUUUUUUAAAAAAUAAAUUAUUUACUUUGCUCCCAUAA
Messenger RNA from Homo sapiens (human), 3844 nucleotides. It is a transcript of the gene BTBD18, whose product is annotated as BTB domain containing 18. Bases 1086 to 3224 code for a protein of 712 amino acids. The transcript is spliced from 3 exons. Gene Ontology annotation, biological process: piRNA transcription; male meiosis I; positive regulation of transcription elongation by RNA polymerase II. Gene Ontology annotation, cellular component: nucleus. The record is from RefSeq and is a predicted model, not a curated record. Lineage: Eukaryota; Metazoa; Chordata; Mammalia; Primates; Hominidae.